CUUAUUGUAAACAGUAAGGAUCUCAGAAACAAGCAUAUUUGAAUGUGGUAAAUAAUUUGAAUUGUCGAUGUAGUCGGAAAACCAUGAUUCAAUUUGUGCUUCUUAUUAGCCGACAAGGAAAAGUCCGGUUGACUAAAUGGUAUUCUCCUUAUUCACAAAAGGAACGAACUAAGGUUAUUCGUGAGCUCAGUGGAGUCAUUCUUUCACGAGGACCCAAGCUCUGUAAUUUCGUGGAAUGGAGAGGAUACAAAGUUGUUUAUAAAAGAUAUGCUAGUCUAUACUUCUGCAUGUGCAUUGAUCAGGAUGACAAUGAAUUAGAGGUCCUUGAAAUAAUUCAUCAUUAUGUUGAGAUUCUUGACAGAUACUUUGGAAGUGUCUGUGAGCUGGACUUGAUCUUCAACUUUCACAAGGCCUGUUAUAUUUUGGAUGAACUCUUGAUUGCCGAUGAACUUUAAGAGUCAGGCAAGAAAACAGUUGCACGUCUAAUAGCUGCUUAGG
This is a messenger RNA of Pistacia vera, 498 nucleotides long. Its product is annotated as AP-1 complex subunit sigma-2-like. The coding region runs from base 84 to 455 and encodes 123 amino acids. The transcript is spliced from 6 exons. Gene Ontology annotation, biological process: intracellular protein transport; vesicle-mediated transport. Gene Ontology annotation, molecular function: clathrin-cargo adaptor activity. Lineage: Eukaryota; Viridiplantae; Streptophyta; Magnoliopsida; Sapindales; Anacardiaceae. The record is from RefSeq and is a predicted model, not a curated record. Gene Ontology annotation, cellular component: intracellular membrane-bounded organelle; membrane coat; AP-1 adaptor complex.